CGGGAUUGGCGGGCGCCGCACUCGGAGCGUUACGGCGCGGCGCGGCCGUGCCCGCAGCGCGGAGCUGUCCGCGGUGCUGACCGCCGCCGGCCAUGGGCUCGCCGCCGCCCGCCCUGCUCCUGCCGCUCCUCGCCGCGCUCCUCCGCGUACCGGCCCACGGUUUCAAUGGGCUGGCGAGGAAAACCGGGGAGAGCGCUGAGGCCGAGGGGGAGCCGACGGCCCUACCCACGCCGGCGGAGCGGGAGGCAGAGGCUCACUUCGUGAGCACGGCACCCACACUGAAGCUCCUCAACCAUCACCCGUUGCUGGAGGACCUGCUGCACGAAGCCUUCCUGAAGAAGGACUACCUGGCCCAGGCGCCAUUCCUGCCUGCCGGCCCCGGCCCCCUUCUACCCGCCGGUGCCCUCCAGCCGGCCCCCGGCCCCCCGGCCCCGAACCCCCCCCCGCGCACCCCCGCCCUGCCCAGGGCUGCCUUCCCCACCGACCCGCUGACCACGCCGGCGGGGCGCCCGGGGCCGUGGGGGGAGGCGUGGGGGGCCGUGCCGGGUGCCGACCCCCCGUGGUCCUCCACCGGGGUGCCGGAGUCGAGCCCCGCGUCCCCCAGCUGGGCACCCGCCACAGCCGGCACAUCCCUAGGACCCCGCGCCGGGGCCGGCGCGGUCCCCAGAGAUGAGGAAGGGACCACCACCACCUCCACCAUCACCACCACCACCGUCACCACGCUGCAGGGACCAGCCCCCUGCAACCGAACGCUGGCGGGUCCUGAGGGCUGGCUGGUGUCCCCGGAGCCGGCCGCCGUCCCCUACGAUGGCAGCCUGGACUGCACCUAUACCAUCUCCGUCUACCCUGGCUACGGCGUGGAGCUCAAGGUACAGAACAUCAGCCUGGCGGAGGGGGAGACGCUGACGGUGGAGAGCGCGGGGGGCCUGGAGCCCACCCUCCUGGCCAACGAGUCCUUUCUGCUGCGGGGCCAGGUCAUCCGCAGCCCGGCCAACCUCCUCACCCUCCGCUUCCAGAGCCCCCGGCCCCCCAGUCCCGGCUCCUACUGCUUCCGCUACCAAGCCUACCUGCUGAGCUGCCCCUUCCCGGCACGGCCGGCUUUCGGGGAGGUCUCGGUCAGCAGCCUGCACCCCGGCGGGGACGCUCGUUUCCGCUGCGCCGCCGGCUACCAGCUGCAGGGCGCCCGCCGGCUCACCUGCCGCAAUGCCACCCGUCCCUUCUGGAGCGCCCGUGAGCCCCUCUGCCUCGCGGUGUGCGGCGGCGUGGUCCGGAAUGCCACGGUGGGACGCAUCGUCUCGCCCGGCUUCCCCGGGAACUACAGCAACAACUUGACGUGCCACUGGCUGCUGGAGGCGCCCGCCGGCCACCGCCUGCACCUCCACUUCGAGAAGGUCUCGCUGGCGGAGGAUGACGACAGGCUCAUCAUCCGCAAUGGCAACAACGUGGAGGCACCGCCGGUGUACGACUCUUACGAGGUGGAGUACCUGCCCAUUGAGGGGCUGCUCAGCACCGGGCGUCACUUCUUCGUGGAGCUCACCACCGACAGCAGCGGGGCCGCUGCAGGCAUGGCGCUGCGCUACGAGGCCUUCGAGCAGGGGCAUUGCUACGAGCCCUUCGUCAAGUACGGGAACUUCACGGCCAGUGACUCCCGGUACCCCGUGGGCACCACGGUGGAGUUCAGCUGUGACCCCGGCUACACGCUGGAGCAGGGCUCCACCAUCAUUGAGUGCGUUGACCCCAGCGACCCGCAGUGGAACGAGACGGAGCCGGCGUGUCGCGCGGUGUGCAGCGGGGAGCUGACGGACACGGCCGGCGUGGUGCUGUCGCCCAACUGGCCGGAGGCGUACGGCAAGGGCCAGGACUGCAUCUGGGGGCUGCACGUGGAGGAGGACAAGCGCGUCAUGCUGGACGUCCGCGUGUUGCGGCUGGGCACGGGGGACGUGCUGACCUUCUACGACGGGGACGACCUGACGGCGCGCAUCCUGGGCCAGUACACAGGCGCCCGUGGCCGCUUCAAGCUCUACACCUCCACCGCUGACGUCACCGUCCAGUUCCAGUCCGACCCUGGUGCCGGCGCCUUUGCCUAUCGGCAAGGCUUUGUCAUCCACUUCUCCGAGGUCCCCCGUAACGACACCUGCCCCGAGCUGCCGGACAUCGCCAACGGCUGGAAGACGUCCUCGCAGCCAGAAUUGCUCCACGGCACCGUGGUCACCUACCAUUGCUACCCCGGCUUCCAGCUGGCCGGCACCGACCUCUUGAUGUGCCACUGGGACCUGACGUGGAGCGGCGACCUACCCUCCUGUGAGCGGGUGACCUCCUGCCGGGACCCCGGGGAUGCCGAGCACAGCCGCAGGGUGGUCUCCAGCCCUAAAUUCCCAGUGGGAGCUACCGUGCAGUACGUCUGCGACAAGGGCUACAUCCUGGCGGGCGCCGGGACCCUCACCUGCCACGACCGCGCCGCGGGGGGACCCAAGUGGAGCGACCGUCUCCCCAAGUGUAUCCCGGAGACGUACGAGCCUUGCCACAACCCCGGCGUGCCGGCGGGCGGGCGACAGAGCCCCGAGCGGCGGUCGUACCCGGCGGGAGCCACCUUACGCUUCUCCUGCGCUGCCGGACGGGUGCUGCUGGGCGAGGGCAGCCUGCGCUGCCUGCCCGGGCACCCCUCACGCUGGAACGGCUCUCCUCCCAUCUGCAAGGCGGCCUCCUACGAUGAGUUUUACAGCAACCGCAACCUGGACGCUGUGGCCAAGGCCGUGCCCUCGGGGACGGCGCUGGAAGGCACCAACGUCGCCAUCGCCGUCUUCCUGCCCGUGCUGGUGGUGGCCCUGCUCAUCGGGGGCAUUUACCUCUACUUCUCCAAGCUCCAGGGAAAACCGGCCCUGCAGCUGCCCCUUGCCGGCUCCCACCCUUACGACCACAUCACCGUGGAGUCGGCUUUCGACAACCCCACCUACGAGACAGGAGAGACGAGGGAAUAUGAGGUGUCCAUCUAGGCGCGGGCAGCAUGGAGCUGGGCACCGCAGCCACCCCUCCGGGCCCCCCCCCCGUGCCCGCCGGCCCCCCCGGCACGGGCCGGGCACACCUCUCCCAAGGAGACUCAAGCCGAGUGCUCGGCGGGACCAACCUGGGUGCCGGCUACCCCCUCUGCCACCCCCGACCCACCCGGACCCCCGUGGGGUCUGCCCGAGCCCCCCGACCCACCCGGACCCCCGUGGGGUCAGCCCGAGCCCCCCUGUCACCCAAACCCCCGCCCCGGGCUCACGGGGUGCUGAGCCAGCGGGGAUCCCCUGGCCCCAUCCUGCCCCCCCCCCCCCAGGGGCACAGCAGCCCCCCCCCCGGCCCCUGCAAUGGAGGAGGGACCCAAGCAGGGGGAGUGGGGCCGUGGGGACCCCCCCCCAGGUAAGAACAGGGCGCCCGGGGACUGUGGCGGGGAGGGGGCAGUGGGAUGUCCUGCAGAGCCCCGGGGGGGGGGCGAGGGGCUUGGGUAGCCAUUGGAUUGCCCCCCCCCCCCCCUCGCCCCCCCCCCCCAGCACAGGGCCUGGCCCCCCCCCCCCCGCACCCCCGUGUCUCCCACCACCGCCACGCAGGGACGUGCCCCCCCCCCCCCCGUGCCCCGAGCAUGCUGUGUCGUCCCCCCCCCCCCGGCCCCCCGCUUGCUUCCCUCUCCCUGGGGUGUCCCCUCCGCCACCGGCGUGUCCCGUGUCCCCCCCCCCCCGGUACCCCAGCAGAGCCGGAUCCGGGCCGCCAGCCCGGGGUAACGGGGUGGGCAGAGGGGGGGGGGGGGGUGUCACCGGGUACGGCUGUGCCCCCCCCCCCCGCCCCCACGCCGCGUCCCACCCGCGCUGGUGGCCCCGGCUCCGGCCCCAGCCGCCCCCUCCGCCCUUCCCCCCAUCUUUUGGUUGUUUCAUUAAUAAAAACUGGUGUUUUAGAA
Molecule: messenger RNA, 3931 nt
Organism: Aquila chrysaetos chrysaetos
Lineage: Eukaryota; Metazoa; Chordata; Aves; Accipitriformes; Accipitridae
Gene: SEZ6
Product: seizure related 6 homolog
Biological process (GO): regulation of dendrite development; synapse maturation
Cellular component (GO): dendritic spine; dendritic shaft; neuronal cell body
Source: RefSeq, a predicted model, not a curated record